Messenger RNA from Symbiodinium pilosum, 988 nucleotides. Lineage: Eukaryota; Dinophyceae; Suessiales; Symbiodiniaceae. The record is from the annotation of a GenBank genome assembly.
GAUCUCUGGGCAGAUCCAGAGCGUGCACACGACUGCCUUGCAGAACCACGAGUCACUGGGCACCAAUGUCUCAAGCUUGCUCCAGCGUCUGGGAGCUGCUGAGAUCACCUUGGCCGAGGAGCAGGGCAAGCGGGAGCUCAUGAAGAGGCAGAUGGAAGAUCGCCUGGAACAGGUGAGUUCCAGCCGCACGCCAGUAAAGAUGGGCGACGAAGCGUUGCGAGAAGGAGCUGCCGACAUUAGCUCACCAAGGUCGCGCGAAGCUGCCCGAAUGGCAGUGCAGCUAGAGGUCCAGGAGAAGGAGCUGAAGCGGUUGGCCAAAGACUUUCAAAGCCAAGCGAAAAGCCUCGACCGCAUCUCUGAGCAGCAACGUCGUCUGGCUCAAGAGCAGGCCACGGAUGUCUCACGCAACGAGUCCUCCCGCCUUGAGGAGCGCAAAGGCACCGAGAAGUCCGAGAAGCGACUCAAGGCGAGAUUGGAAGAGUUGGAGGCUCGUCUGGAGAUGAUGCAGUCUGGCUCGCCGAAGGCGAUCUCACGGCUGGAAAGCCAUCGUUUCGACCGCCUUCCUGAGGCGAGCUUGGCAGACGUUGCCCGCACCCUGGAGGAGCAAAGGGCUGUCCUUGCCGAACAUGAUGCGAGGCAGCAGAAUACUCAGAAGCUGUUUAGCCAGCUGGAAAAGUCCGCCCAGGAUGUACAGCCGCUCUUGCAGAAGAAGCUUGCUGACCACGACGCUAGGCUUGAGCAACAGGCGUCCGAGCUGAUCCAGGCCCGAGAUCAGGCCGUGCAGCUGGGGCGACAGAAUACGGAGCUGAGGACUCAGCUCGAGGCGCAGAAGGACGUGGUGGAGAUCCGAUGCCUCGAGAAGUUGGAGGUGCAAGGAAAGCGAAUGGAGGAGGUGGCCAAUCGGCUCCAGCAGUUGGAGGACACGUCCAGAAGCACCCUGCACCAGGUCAAGCAGGUUCCGGACCUCGAGAAGCGCACUGAUCGAUUG